Molecule: messenger RNA, 1614 nt
Organism: Prorocentrum cordatum
Lineage: Eukaryota; Dinophyceae; Prorocentrales; Prorocentraceae
Source: the annotation of a GenBank genome assembly
AUGGUCACCAAUCUCUGCCAUUCGGGGCUGUAUUCAGGCCCUGAGGUUUCGAAGUACGGUGGCGGGGCCCUGCCGCUCAUAGUCGUGCAGCCGACCAGCCCAUCACGGGUAGUCUGGCAAUUCUUUGGGGCCCUCCUCAUCCUCUACGAUCUCUUCAAGCUACCCAUUGAGCACGCCUUCAAGCCCGACGAAACCGACUUCAGCAGGGCCAUGGACUGGAUCAUCUUGGUUUACUGGACGCUGAACAUACCCGCGUCGCUAACUGAGGGCUAUUUGGAGCACGGGGUCUUUGUACUCGCACCAAGGAAGAUCUUUUUGAAAUACAUGAAGACAUGGUUCCCUGUGGACGCCCUUGUUCUGGUGCCGGACUGGAUCUUCACCAUUGGCUCGUUGUUCGGCAACCGCGAAGAGAACAAUAACAGCAAGGCGUUCACGCGAUUCUUGAACGUGGCACGGUUGGCUCGGAUUGUGCGGCUCAUCCGUCUGCUGAAGCUUCGAAGGAUACUCGACACGUUGAAUGACAUGACCACUUCGGAGCAUACCAGCCUCCUCCUGAGCAUAUGUUCGAUGUUCGUGACACUACUCCUCAUCAGCCACCAGAUCGGCUGUGCUUGGUACGCGAUCGGAGACCGCCGCAGCAGCAGCGCUGCAUCAUGGACCCUCAAUCCCGAACUUGUUGACAGGGGCGACUGGGUCUACAUGUAUGCUACUGCAGUCCACUGGAGCGUCCACCCGGAGAGCCUCGGCGAGCGUAUCUUCGCCAUCUUCGUGGUGAUCUUUGCGCUCCUCGGCUUUUCGUACAUCCUCGGCAGCGUCACUGGCUCCCUGGCCCAGCUCCGCAGCAUGCGCGCCGAGGAGUCCAACCUGUUCUGGGACCUGCGGCGCUACCUGGCGAAGAACAGGGUCACGCGCAGGUUGUCCCGCCGCAUCCAGAAGUACUUGGAGUACGCCUGGCGCCUGCAGCAGGAGCGGAAGCCCGCUAAGAGCAUCCGGCUCAUGAGCCUGCUGUCCGAGCAGUUGUUCUCCGAGCUGCAGUGCGAGCUGGCGGUGGCCCACUUGCGGAUCCACCCGUUCUUGGCUAAGUUGUGCCAGCUGUCGCAAAUCACGGUGCAGCGGCUGGCGAACUCCGCCAUCAGCCACAAGCUCGUCGCAAGCGGCGAUUACCUCUUCUACCCUGGCGAGGAGGCGACACACCUCUGGAUCGUGGUGGAGGGCAGCUCCGAGUACACGAGGCGGGAUUCUUCAGGAAUUCUUUGCAGGGAAAAAGUAAACAACAAUGAAGAUUGGAUCGCUGAGCCCGUGCUGUGGACGAAGUGGGUCCACAGGGGUCUGCUCACCGCGCUGGAAGAUGGAGACGUCUUGGCAAUCGACGGCAAGAAGUUCUGCACCCUGGUGCGUCUCAAUCCAAAAGCCCACUCAUUCGCUAGCAAAUACGCGCACAAUUUCAUCAAUUGGCUGAACGGUCUGGACAUGGAUGAACUGACUGACAUCUCUCAGGGUGAGGACGUGGGUGACCUUGUGGAGAGCUUCAUGUGUUACGACGGUGAUGGCAAAGAUGAUGUCGAUGGCGAAGGUGGCGAAGAGGUCGUUCAAUGUGAUGAUAAGUUAACCUGA